Penicillium samsonianum is the source of this 339-nucleotide messenger RNA. RefSeq lists its product as uncharacterized. The record is from RefSeq and is a predicted model, not a curated record. The transcript has 4 exons. Bases 1 to 339 code for a protein of 112 amino acids. Lineage: Eukaryota; Fungi; Ascomycota; Eurotiomycetes; Eurotiales; Aspergillaceae.
AUGCAUAAUGCCCCCUACAAGCUUAUAUUACCUGCCCUGCGAACUGGUAGCUAUUGUCACAUUUCAGGCAGUCUGCUUGCGUUCGUGGAUGAUAUGGAAAUUCAGGAAGGGACAAAAUUUCUUAAGGAAUAUCGGUUCGGCUCGCAUACCAUACAGAUAUUCUUUUGCGGAAUCUGUGGUGCCAAUGUUUAUAACAAGUCGGUGAAUCCAAAGUUCAGAUAUGGUCAAUAUGCUAUUAAUAUACGCCUACUACACGAUAUUGAUUUGGAAACCAUAGAAAUCAGCAAGGGUGAUGGAAAGAAUAUUCAUCUGCCACCUCUAGAAAAGAAUCCGAUUUAG